AUUGCACCGGAGACGACGUAGAUUGUAGCCUUAACUUUAGCUUUAUUGCACGGCACCAGGAGUCGAAAAUGCAGUUGGAUAUACUUUACUUACUUAGUCUUGUCUGCUGCGUGAGCUGAGACGAGAGAGUUUUCCUCUUUCGACGACGAACAACCCCGAACAACGAUGGCCGACCCAUCCGAGCCACCGCCAGAAGGCACAAGAGACGGGCCAAGCAGCACCGCUGAGGACCACAAUCCGUAUUUCAAUCGCGGUCACGCAGCCCACAUUGGAGCAGCCCCCGAUGCAUCGUCUGUGGAGAAUGUAGCCCCGGUCACACCCACAGCUGAGCAACCGCCCGAACCCUCACAACAUGACAGGGCCCCGGCCGCCCCGGACGAUCGCGCUCCCCCGCCCGGCCGCGGGCAGUCGUCAGUACGCCUGCGCAGGCUGAGGGCACCGAGCGUGUCGUCGGUGCUGCCGCCCAUCCCGACCACGCAGCGCGAACCGCUCGAAGGCCAACGCCGGCGCUCGAGCUCGGAGCCUCAGCGGCCAACGUUCCCCACAGCGGCAGCAUACACGGCGAUGCCAACCCUGGCUGAAGGCAACAGUCACCCGCCAACCCAGCCUCGCGCAUUACUGCAGGGACCGGCACUAGCACCGGCACCGGGAAGGGAAUCCGGCCGGGCAUCCGGGCGGGCAUUCAGCACACUCCCUGGCUUUGGAUCCCGUCGACGCGGCCAGACCCUGCAGGGGCCAACCCUAAACCAAAUUCCGGAACGGGAUUGCUAUGAUUCGAGGAUCGUCGACUUCCUCGAUGUCGUCGACCCGGAGGUAUCGACAUUAACCUCCGUCACGAACAUCCAGAACUCUCUCUUCGUGCCGUCUCUCGGCAGAUGGGUCAACCGCAGGCCGACAUAUGACCUGCCCCAGCUUCCGCCCAUGCCCGGUGCGUUCCCUCCGUCCAAGGAGGACGUGUCCGCGGCGGAACAAGGCGAAGCCGCGCACGCGCCAGCAGCCGCGCGCUCCCCCAGUCUGUCGUCAGUGUUGAGCGAGCCGCAGUACGCCAUUCUUCCCGAGAACACGUCGCUCGAAGGCUGGUCCGAGGAGGACAUCAAGCUCCUGAACGACUACGUCAGGCACAUGCUGCACUCGCGCCGGUCCAAGAUCAAGCAGCGGUUCAAGGCCUUUGGCAAGUACGCCAGCAAGCCGCUUGGAUUUCUGGUGACACUCUACGCAACCCUCAUUACGCUCUUUGGUCUGGCCUGGGUACUGUUCUUGAUCGGCUGGAUUUAUGUCGGCGACAAGCAACUGUAUGUCAUCAACGUUAUCGACUACGUCCUGGUCGCCCUGUUUGCCAUUGUCGGCGACGGCCUCGCUCCGUUCCGCGCCAUCGACACGUACCACAUGGUGUUUGUGGCCCACUAUCACCGCAAGACGUGGAAGCUGCGCAAGAAGCUUCUGCUGCCGGAUCUUCAGGACCACAACGACCUCCCGACCGGGAGAAACAGCGUGGAGCCGGAUCUUGAAGCGCAGAGCCCACCUCCGCAGCAGCAGGAGCCGAAGCAAGAAAAGCAAGAAAACCAAGAGGAGAAGAAGGACGAGUUCUUCCCCGUGCUCUCGGACAAGGAGCAGGCGCGGCUGGUGCACCACCAGACCAAGCUGGCCAAGUCGCACACCUUCUACAAGCCGCACGAGACCGAGACGCACCACGCGUUCCCGCUCCGGCUGCUGAUCGCCGUGGUGGUGCUGCUCGACCUGCACAGCUGCCUGCAGAUCAGCCUGGGCGUGUGCACGUGGGGCAUCCCCUACGACCGGCGGCCGACCGCGGUGACGACCACGAUCCUGUGCUGCUCCAUCGCCGCCAACAUCACCGCGGGCGUGCUCAUCUCGAUCGGCGACCGGCGCACGCGCAAGAAGGAUGUGCUGGAGCGGCUGCUCAAGCAGGACCUCACGGGCGAGGUCAUGAAAAAGAUGCGCAAGAAGAAGGAGAAGGCGGCGCAGAAGGAGGAGGCAAAGGACGGCGAGGACGGCGGCGGCGGCGCCGGAGGAGGCCGGCUAUCGCUGAGUCUUCCCCGUGCGUUGGGGGGCAGCAAUAAAGAACAUGCCUCGGCCGAGGGCAUCAAGCAGGGUAUAAACGAGAAGGAUCAUGUGCAAAAUGGGCAGGAAGAUAAAGGGGAGCUGAAGGUCCCAGGGGGGUUGCCCCGUACCACGGAGAAGGAACCGUAAUAACACACCGAGACGGCGAAACUUGGGGGUAUUCGGCGUAAUAAAGACGUGUCUGGAUAUUUUUGGAGCUAUAGUUUUGUUUAAUGUCGGCAUACGAAAUGAUAUCCGAUUUGUUGCCAGCA
Molecule: messenger RNA, 2330 nt
Organism: Chaetomium strumarium
Lineage: Eukaryota; Fungi; Ascomycota; Sordariomycetes; Sordariales; Chaetomiaceae
Exons: 3
Coding region: 166-2208 (680 amino acids)
Source: RefSeq, a predicted model, not a curated record